UAUAAGCAACAAAUAAACAAGUAUGAUUUAUUGAGAAUGUUACACUUAAGGAUAACAAAGAAAAUGCCGAUUGCUUCUGGUUUACAAUGAUAGUGAUAAGGGAUCAAGAAAAGAUCUUGUAUAAAGAAAACUUGUUCUUACGGGCGAGAGCUUGGCAGGCACUGCGUACAGUGAAGAAUGCUGGACUCCACAAAUGGCGAAAAACAGUUCAGUCCCUGACGGUGGAAAAAAUAAGCUGCAACACGGACGAAGACCUACAAGAAGGGCAUCCUCUUUUAAAAAAGAAAUAAUUCCUGACUCGAAGAAUAGAGUUUAAUUAGGAAAUUCAAUUCUUUUAGAUGAGAUAAGUGACGUAUUUUUCUAUUACUAACGUCUGGAUUCACACGAUUUGGUACGAACAUUUGGUUCGAAUUCAAACUUAUUUAAAACAAAAAAACAUUACCGGCGGAUUCCCAGUUUUUGAGUGCAAUCGAUUAAGACGGUCUUCUGGUUUAUAUGAAUCCACAGGAAAACUCACUUUAAUAGAUAUUGAUCAAAUUUUGCAACACUCAAUAUUUAUCAAGUGAAAAAUAAAAUAAUUUUCGGGUUAUUUAAACCCACAUUUUUCAUUUCGUUUUGAGGCAAGGCACCAAAUCAAUGCUACUGAAAAAUGAAACAGUACAUGUAUGCAUGUGUCAUGAAAAUUUCAUUGUUUAUGCUCGGUUUCCUUGAAAUCCAUAGACAAAGAUGAUACCUCAUUUUGCAAUCAGAGCGCGCGAAAUAAGACAUAGCCUGUUGCUAUUCUCGUUGCAAAUCUUGCGCAAGCGCUUUGGCAAUGAGCGCUAUGAACAUACGUAGGUCACUCACAAAAUCGUGUGCGGUACCAUUACAUCAUCUGCUACACGUACAGAAACUGUGUGUUUACAUGGCAAUACAGUACAACUACAUUAAAAAGUACGUUAAAGCAGAUAAAAUACAUCAGCAAGAUAAAAAUAAUAGGACAUAAGACUAAAAACAAAACGAAAUAGCACACUGGCUCUCCUGGCGCAACAAACUCGAGCACCAUGCCAAAGGUCAUGGAAUUACCCAGAACGUGUGAAGCACCUGGGACUGAUCUCCCUCAGUGCGGUUUUUAUUCAAAAUGACGGUGAUACAUUGCACACGGUCAUAACAAACUGUAGGCCUACCAUACUUAGAGGAAGAUCCCGUAAACCCAAUAAGCGUCAUUUACCAAAAAUAAAGCUGACGGUCGGUACAGUUCUGUACGGAAAGGUACAAGGGCCACUUGCAAAACAGUUUUUUUUUUUGAGUCAUUAUCUCUCCGUGGCGAGUUAUUAUCUCACCGCUGCGAGUUACUGUGAGAUAGUCACUCGAAAAAAAAAUUGAAAGUGGCCCUUAUACACUUCCGUAGUUCUCAGACCACCGACGUAGUACACCGAAAACCUUUUUUUUUCAGUUACGACACACUUGCUAUGGAAGGACGCCAUGUUUGUUGAUGCUUGAUACCCACUAUAGGUCACGUGGGUUAGCGGGUGCAAUUGGUCUGUUGGACCAUGUCACGCAUGUAAAUUCUACAACCACACUCUGCCAAAACAAACCUGAUAAACGCUCGUCAAAAACGCACGUGAUGGCAGCGGAAUCCACAGAGCUCUGUUACGGUCAAAACAGAUCAGCCAAUUGCUACUGUGUGACAGCCUAGUUAUUAUGUAGUCCGAGUCAAGCGAUUCCUUUAAUUUCUUAUGACAAAAGCACGAUAUCGUUAGGUCGAGUUCGAAGUGCUGGACCUGGACUUCAGACUUAGGUUUUGAGUGCGUAGAUAGUCAUGCCAGAAAUACCCUUGCCACCGCAUACUUGUGUUUUUAUACGCAAUGGUGUAAUCGAACCGCACACCGAUUAUUUGUCAUAGUCAUGUGAUGGAAACAAAGAGGUUGGAAUUUCCACGUGAACUGUGCCACUUCUUUUUGACGGUAAGCAGCAGGAAGUAAGGGAAACUCGUCAUUCGGUCAUUUAUUCAACUUAUGGGCAAAUUCACCAUUUUGGCAAGAUAGAAAACGACAUAAACAUAAGGUGGGAUUUUUUGUUUCCUUAAACUGAUCCAUAUGAAACCAAAUGAUUCACCAAGUAACAACAGCAAAAACUUCAUUGGCGUUUUCAAGUGGCUGAGUGAAUUACACCUGCCCAGCACCCCUUAACUAUUCAGCCGAUCUUCGCCCCGCUCAAGCUUCCAAGUGGCUAAUGGGAGUCUGGGAAAGAAGAUCACAGAUCUACCAAGUUCCAAUCAGCAAGACAUCCAAGAUGUCAUGUGCCAUAUGCAUGGACCAAUUCAAACAACCAAAGGUGUUGCGCUGCGGUCAUACCUUCUGUUUAGCAUGCAUCGAGCACUGGUAUGAAUCCAAGCAUCGGCAUUCCUCCCGGAAAGAUGGUUCCGGGCGUCGUGUGGUACGAUGCCCAGCCUGCUUACGGUACACUCCAGUGCCGCCAGCAUCAGCUGACAAUGAUGGCUUUCCAUCACUCCCUACCAACUUUGCAUUGCUGGAAGCCCUGGAGGCAUCAUCGAUCAGACUGUUCGAAGAUGAUGAAGACGACAGACCAUCAACGUCUUGGAUGUGUCGAACUCACCUCGGCAAGCUUCUGGAGUUCCAGUGCGAGACGUGCGAUGGACAGCUGGUCUGUCGGCAGUGUGUUGAUUCACAGCACCGUCCAGAUGCUGGUCAUCGGAUCGGUAGUCUCGUGUCUCUAGUCCGUCGACAGAAUGCUGAGAGAGCCGAGCUGGAGCAGAUGGUGAUGGAGCUCCAGGUGAGAAAUAUGGAACUGACUGAGUGCAACGCCAUCCUCCAGUUAGACACUUUAGACCGUCAUGAAAAUAGCAGUGCGAGAAAGAACGUCGUACCGAUUGCUCAGAAAAGUACUCCUGACAGCGUCACAGCUCAGGAGGCAGAGACAAACAAAACGAAAUCAAAGUCAAGAUCAGAGGAGCCGCAAGAAAGGAUAAACGUGGUUGACAAAAGGAAGCCACCACCUAUCCCACCCGGCUCUAAAACUAAGUCUCUCCCAACUAAGUAUGGACUGCCGGCACCACCCGCACCGCCGUGCUUUGGGAACGGUCGCCAACGCCGCACCCGUCCACCACCGCAAGCACUAACUUCCUCAACAAUUCACAAACCACGUUCUGAUGUCGCACAAGAAUAAGUCCAGAAGAAAGUGUUCCAUAAAGGCCAUUACCGGUGAUAUUCAAACGACGAUAUUCAACUUCCUGUACUGCACUACACAACGUUUUAAGGAUGCAGAUCACCAAGACAGUUGUUCAGCAAAUUGUCGUAAGUGUUGUAAUAUUGAUGAUUUUCCUGCUGUUAUACAUUGAAGUAAAAGCCUGAAGUUUCGCUGUAAUUGUAGUAGUAAGACUAUUAAACUGAUCCUGGAGAUUGAGACUGGUGAUUUUCGAGAAGAUCGGAAAUUUACAUUUAUGAAAAUAAGGAUAAUGAUGUAAGAUUUGUCGUAAUUUGGAAUUGUGGAGAUCGAGGUUGGAAAGGAAAUAAAUUGGAGCAUGAUUUCGCUAGUUCUUUAAAACUUUUAAGAUUUUGGGUCUACAUUUAUUGUAAAUGGCCUUAUGUUGAGACUGGUCCCACUGAC
Messenger RNA from Acanthaster planci (crown-of-thorns starfish), 3609 nucleotides. RefSeq names its product tripartite motif-containing protein 2-like. Gene Ontology annotation, molecular function: zinc ion binding; ubiquitin protein ligase activity. The record is from RefSeq and is a predicted model, not a curated record. Lineage: Eukaryota; Metazoa; Echinodermata; Asteroidea; Valvatida; Acanthasteridae.